AUGGCGACAGACAGACGCUCAGACAGACAGACAGAGAGCGCCGGUAGCGGUGGAGAGCAGAGCCCCUGGUCAGAGCUCACUGCUCCGCUCCUGCCCACCGGCUGCUCUCUUUCUGCACACUCGGGCACGGUCUGGAUGACUGUCCAUGCCAUCUUUGUGGACACCCCAAAGGAUGUUCUUCGGGCUGCGAGAGGGAAAAAUGUUAUCCUUCCAUGCUCCUACCAGACUUCCUCCCCCAACCGAGAAGGAUUUAUCCAGUGGGACAAGCUUCUAAGGAGUCAUACGGAAAGCGUGCUCAUCUGGAAAUUUGAGACCAAAGAAUAUAUCUAUGGUGAACUUUAUCAGAAUCGUGCUAGUGUAUCAAACAACGCCGAGCAGUCAGAUGCCUCCAUCACCAUUGACCAGUUGACCAUGGAUGACAACGGCACCUACGAGUGCUCUGUCUCGCUGAUGUCAGAUCUGGGUGGCGUCUCCAAGUCACGUGUCCAUCUCUUGGUCCUUGUGCCGCCCUCCAAGCCAGACUGCGGCAUCCAGGGAGAGACUGUCAUUGGGAACGACAUCCAGCUGACCUGCCAAUCAAAGGAGGGCUCCCCAGCCCCUCAGUACAGCUGGAAGAGCUACAAUAUCCUGCACCAAGAGCGUCAAGUCACACCAGUCACAGGACAGACCUUCUCUCUCAGAAACAUCUCCACAGAAAUGUCGGGUUACUACAUCUGCAUAUCCAGCAACGAGGUGGGGACCGAGUCCUGCAACAUCACUGUGGCUGUCAGAUCUCCCUCCAUGAACGUGGCUCUGUAUGCGGGCGUCGCUGGGGGCGUGGCUGCGGCUCUCGUCAUCAUCGGCGUCACCCUGUACUGCUGCUGCUGCCGGGACACCAGCAAGGCUGAGGACGCCGAGGUCGCACGGCCGAAUCGGGCGGCCUACCGGAAGCCACCAGAGCAGCUGACAGAGCUUUCCAGAAGACAAGAAGAGGAGGGCGAGGAUGACUACAGGCAUGAAGACCAGAGGGACACCAGCCGAGAGAGCCCUGACCAGGCUGGCCGAUGA
Messenger RNA from Budorcas taxicolor (takin), 1047 nucleotides. It is a transcript of the gene GPA33, whose product is annotated as glycoprotein A33. Gene Ontology annotation, cellular component: plasma membrane. The coding region runs from base 1 to 1047 and encodes 348 amino acids. The transcript is spliced from 7 exons. The record is from RefSeq and is a predicted model, not a curated record. Lineage: Eukaryota; Metazoa; Chordata; Mammalia; Artiodactyla; Bovidae.